Callorhinus ursinus (northern fur seal) is the source of this 2766-nucleotide messenger RNA. RefSeq names its product myosin-1. NCBI's taxonomy places the organism in Eukaryota, Metazoa, Chordata, Mammalia, Carnivora, Otariidae. The record is from RefSeq and is a predicted model, not a curated record. Gene Ontology annotation, cellular component: membrane; myosin complex; cytoplasm. Gene Ontology annotation, molecular function: ATP binding; microfilament motor activity; actin filament binding. Gene Ontology annotation, biological process: actin filament organization.
AUGAGUUCAGACCAGGAAAUGGCCAUUUUUGGGGAGGCAGCUCCGUACCUCCGAAAGUCUGAAAAGGAGCGCAUUGAGGCCCAGAAUAGGCCCUUUGAUGCCAAGACAUCUGUCUUUGUGGCGGAGCCCAAAGAAUCCUUUGUGAAAGGGACCAUCCAGAGCAGAGAAGGAGGGAAAGUGACGGUGAAGACCGAAGCUGGAGCGACUCUGACAGUGAAAGAUGAUCAAGUCUUCCCCAUGAACCCUCCCAAGUAUGACAAGAUCGAGGACAUGGCCAUGAUGACCCACCUGCACGAGCCCGCUGUUCUGUACAACCUCAAAGAGCGUUAUGCGGCCUGGAUGAUCUACACCUACUCAGGCCUCUUCUGCGUCACAGUCAACCCCUACAAAUGGCUGCCAGUGUACAAUGCAGAGGUGGUGACAGCCUACCGAGGCAAGAAGCGCCAGGAAGCCCCGCCCCACAUCUUCUCCAUCUCCGACAACGCCUAUCAGUUCAUGCUGACGGAUCGGGAGAAUCAAUCCAUCUUAAUCACUGGAGAAUCUGGUGCAGGGAAGACUGUGAACACCAAGCGUGUCAUCCAGUACUUUGCAACAAUUGCAGUCACUGGGGACAAGAAGAAGGAGGAAAUUACUUCUGGCAAAAUACAGGGGACCCUUGAAGAUCAAAUCAUCAGCGCCAAUCCCCUACUGGAGGCCUUUGGCAAUGCCAAGACUGUGAGGAAUGACAACUCCUCUCGCUUUGGUAAAUUCAUCAGGAUCCACUUCGGUACCACGGGAAAACUGGCUUCUGCUGAUAUUGAAACAUAUCUUCUGGAGAAGUCUAGAGUUACUUUCCAGCUGAAGGCGGAAAGGAGCUACCACAUUUUCUAUCAGAUCAUGUCUAACAAGAAGCCAGAUCUAAUUGAAAUGCUCCUGAUCACCACCAACCCAUAUGACUAUGCCUUCGUCAGUCAAGGGGAGAUCACCGUCCCUAGCAUUGAUGACCAAGAAGAGCUGAUGGCCACAGAUAGUGCCAUUGAAAUCCUGGGCUUCACCUCUGAUGAAAGAGUGUCCAUCUAUAAGCUCACGGGGGCUGUGAUGCAUUAUGGGAACAUGAAGUUCAAGCAGAAGCAGCGGGAGGAGCAGGCCGAGCCAGACGGCACUGAAGUUGCUGACAAGGCGGCCUAUCUCCAGAAUCUGAACUCUGCUGACCUGCUCAAAGCCCUCUGCUACCCCAGGGUCAAGGUCGGCAAUGAGUACGUCACCAAAGGCCAGACUGUGCAGCAGGUGUACAACGCAGUGGGCGCUCUGGCCAAGGCCGUCUACGAGAAGAUGUUCCUGUGGAUGGUCACCCGCAUCAACCAGCAACUGGACACCAAGCAGCCCAGACAGUACUUCAUUGGGGUCUUGGACAUCGCCGGCUUUGAGAUCUUUGAUUUCAACAGCCUGGAGCAGCUGUGCAUCAACUUCACCAACGAGAAGCUGCAACAGUUCUUCAACCACCACAUGUUCGUGCUGGAGCAGGAGGAAUACAAGAAGGAGGGCAUUGAGUGGGAGUUCAUCGACUUCGGGAUGGACCUGGCUGCCUGCAUCGAGCUCAUUGAGAAGCCCAUGGGCAUCUUCUCUAUCCUGGAAGAGGAGUGCAUGUUCCCCAAGGCCACAGACACCUCCUUCAAGAACAAGCUAUAUGAGCAGCACCUUGGAAAGUCGGCCAACUUCCAGAAGCCCAAGCCUGCCAAAGGCAAGGCCGAGGCACACUUCUCUCUGGUCCACUACGCCGGCACUGUGGACUACAACAUCGCCGGCUGGCUGGACAAGAACAAGGACCCCCUGAAUGAGACCGUGGUCGGGCUGUACCAGAAGUCUGCAAUGAAGACUCUGGCUUACCUCUUCUCUGGGGCAGCAGCUGCUGAAGCAGAGGCUGGCGGUGGCAAGAAAGGUGGCAAGAAGAAGGGUUCUUCUUUCCAGACCGUGUCUGCUCUCUUCAGGGAGAAUCUGAAUAAGCUGAUGACCAACCUGAGGAGCACUCACCCCCACUUUGUACGGUGUAUCAUCCCCAAUGAAACCAAGACUCCAGGGGCCAUGGAGCAUGAACUUGUCCUGCACCAGCUGCGGUGUAAUGGUGUGCUGGAAGGGAUCCGCAUCUGCAGGAAGGGGUUCCCAAGCAGGAUCCUUUAUGCAGACUUCAAACAGAGAUACAAGGUAUUAAAUGCAAGUGCUAUCCCCGAAGGACAGUUCAUUGACAGCAAGAAGGCUUCUGAGAAGCUCCUUGCAUCCAUCGACAUUGACCACACCCAGUAUAAAUUUGGUCACACCAAGGUCUUUUUCAAAGCUGGUCUUCUGGGGCUCCUAGAGGAGAUGCGAGAUGACAAGUUGGCCCAGCUGAUUACUAGAACCCAGGCCAGGUGCAGAGGGUUCUUGGCAAGAGUGGAGUACCAGAAGAUGGUGGAGAGAAGAGAGUCCAUCUUCUGCAUCCAGUACAACGUCCGUGCAUUCAUGAACGUCAAGCACUGGCCCUGGAUGAAGCUGUAUUUCAAGAUCAAGCCACUCCUCAAGAGCGCAGAGACAGAAAAGGAGAUGGCCAACAUGAAGGAAGAGUUUGAGAAGACCAAAGAAAACCUUGCCAAGGCUGAGGCCAAAAGGAAAGAGCUGGAAGAGAAAAUGGUUGCUCUCAUGCAAGAGAAAAAUGACCUGCAGCUCCAGGUCCAAGCUGAAGCAGAUAGCUUGGCUGAUGCAGAGGAGAGGUGUGACCAGCUGAUCAAAACCAAAAUCCAGCUGGAGGCCAAG